AUGCAUCCCCACCGCCACCGCAUCCUCCUCGUGCCAUACCCCGUACAAGGCCACAUAAACCCCGCCUUUGAAUUCGCAAAACGACUCAUCACUUUAGGUGCACAUGCAACGACGCUUACUCACUCUACAACACAGAGUUCAAACGCCGCGGCUCUGAGUUUAUCACAAAUACCAUACUCUCUAACUCACGGCAAGUUCAAGGAGCUUGAUGUUGAAACAAACCCUGCAACUAUACUUGUUAACUCCUUUGAAGCAUUGGAACCAGAGGUAUUGAGAGCCAUUGAAAAUGUAAACAUGAUUGCCAUUGGACCGUUGAUUCCUUCCGCAUUUUUGGAUGAAAAAGAUCCAACGGUUAAUAAUACUUCAUUUGGAGGCCAGGCUCAUAUCUUCGAACCUUCAAAUGAUUAUAUUGAAUGGUUGGACUCUAAGACAGAGAAGUCAGUUGUUUAUGUUUCGUUUGGUAGUAUGUUUGUGUUGUCAAAGGUACAAAUGGAGGAAAUUGCACGUGCUUUGUUGGAUUGUGGUUUACCAUUCUUGUGGGUUGUUAGGGAAGGGAAAGGAGAGAAGGAGGAAGAUUUGAGUUGUAGAGAGGAGUUGGAAGAGAAAGGGAAGAUAGUGAAAUGGUGUUGUCAAUUGGAGGUUCUUUCACAUCCUUCUUUGGGUUGUUUUUUGACACACUGUGGUUGGAAUUCGACUCUGGAAAGCUUGGUGUCAGGGGUUCCUAUGGUGGCGUUUCCUCAGGGGACAGAUCAGAUGACAAAUGCAAAGUUAGUUGAAGAUGUGUGGAAGACAGGGGUGAGAGUGGAUCAUGAAUUGAAUGAGGAUGGAAUUGUGGGAGGGGAAACAAUUAGGAGGUGUUUGGAAGUGGUGAUGGGGAGUGGAGAGAAGAGAGAAGAAUUGAGAAGGAAUACAGAAAAAUGGAAGAAGUUGGGUAGAGAGGCGGUCAAAGAAGGUGGCUCAUCGGAUAAGAAUCUUACGUAUUUUUUGGAUUGGGUUGGAGAAUGCAUGCAUGCAUCUGUUUGA
Messenger RNA from Vicia faba (fava bean), 1023 nucleotides. The record is from the annotation of a GenBank genome assembly. NCBI's taxonomy places the organism in Eukaryota, Viridiplantae, Streptophyta, Magnoliopsida, Fabales, Fabaceae.